Messenger RNA from Lytechinus pictus (painted urchin), 6551 nucleotides. RefSeq lists its product as uncharacterized. The record is from RefSeq and is a predicted model, not a curated record. The transcript has 13 exons. Lineage: Eukaryota; Metazoa; Echinodermata; Echinoidea; Temnopleuroida; Toxopneustidae. Bases 240 to 2180 code for a protein of 646 amino acids.
ACACUUCGCUGUUUCAUCAGUUCAUUAUCACAAUGUUUGCUGCUUGCUGGUGUGUGGUCCCGUGGUUUGACAUUUAUACUACGUCGGAAUACUAAAGAGAUAAAUAGGAUUUCGAAACAAUAUAUACUAGCACUUUUUUAUUUGAUAUUAGUUGAAUUUUCAAUCUGUAAUGCUUUAUAAUAUGUGACUCGUCUGGAACAAAAUUAUUCUUCAUACAACUGGGUUAUUCACAUGUCUAAAUGAAGAUGAGUUGCUUUCACGUAGGCCUACCAUUUAUCAUUGCUGUCCUGCCCUGCAUUUCCUCUUCAUAUGGAUUACAAGUUAUAACCACAUCUCACGGGGAUGGGGCAACCCUCCCAUGCGAACUCGAAUAUUUAGCCUCUGAUAACAUCCUAUCACUCUACUGGAGAAAAGAUGGAACUACAGUCUACUCUCAAACAACAAAUAGAGAAGUAGGAUAUGAUAGGUAUUCAGUAAUCGAUGCAUCAUCUCUUGUUAUAUCUGAUGUUACGAAGAGCGACGCUGGAAAUUAUUCUUGUAAAAUUGUUAGUCAAGCAUUCCAAACUGGAGAAAGCGACAUCACGCAGUUAUACGUGACAGAUGUUGAUGUGAGCCACUGUCAAGACACUGGAGAUGGUGAAUGUAGCUGUUUCAUUAAUGGUUCAAACAUUACAUCCUUGGAAUGCUCUGCAUCCGGGUUUCCACAUCCUCCAGUUAUCACGUGGGAGGUGGGUCAGGUGACCUAUCGAUCAUCCUCUCUCGAUCUGACAAAGUUUGCUGAAAACUUCACCCUUGUCUGCAAGGCGAAGGGUAGGAGUGUAGAUAGCAUAGAGAAUAAAACAGUGUGCGUCUACUACAUGCCUGAAUCAUCAUCUACCAUGUCAACUGAGAUAUCUCCUGUAGUCACAUCUUCUACAAGUUCAUUUCGUGCCGUCCUUGCUCUGAUGAUAUUAUUCAUUAUUUUGUUUACAUUUUCAUGUGUUUUUUUAUACACGAAUCAUAUACGCACAAAAGGUUCGCUGCCCUGUCUUUUGCCCAUUCGUUUGAUGUCAAGGUCUACAUCAACGCCGAAAUCCCAACAAGCGAGUAAACGCCCUCUAGAGCCAAUGACUAGUUAUGAUGCAGGAGACGUCAAGGUCUGGAAGGACAGCUGGAAACAUUCGAAAGGAAGCAAUGUAGGAGUUGAGAUUUCAACUGACAGCAGACCGAUUUCAGUCAUCGAGGCUAGUUCUGACGUUGUCGACUUUUAUCCAAAGGACUGCAAUGAAGACAUAGUUUUGACGGAUGAAGCUGCGCCAAGGCCCGCACUACCACUGGUAGGCCAUGUUCUUCUUGAUGAUCUACGCUCUGCAACCGAAGUAACUGGGGAUUCUAUGAGAAGGGUCAUCGUCGCGUUGUUAUCAAAACGAAAAGAACCUUAUGAGGAUGACCAGUCACAUAUUGAACCCAGUAUCACUGUUCAGUCAUCAUUCAUGGAUAGUAUGCCCACACCUUUGAAGGAUAGCCUUAAACUGGAUCCUGAUUUGGCGUUCGUUCAUAUGAUUCUUGAUGAUCUGGAUCAAAUCCUCGAUGCCCGAGACAGAGACGAGUGCGAAAUCCUUAUUACCAAACCAGGCUUGAGAGAUAUCACAGAUGAAUCCCAGAUACCAACCUAUCAAGGAUAUAGAGUCAUCCAACAGAGUCGUCUAGGCAACGCGUACCAGUCUCCCAUGCAAGCUAGCAUGACGUCAUCUCUGACUUGUAGCAUGGUGGCCUAUACUAGUAUUCCAUUAGCUUCCGUCUUAGAAAACGAACUGAGAAAGAAGCCAACUGAGAGAACAGCCAUGCGCAACUCUAUCUCUCAAAUCAUCUUAGAUGGUAUGAUGGCAGGAUACUCGAAGAGAGGAAUGCAGGAAAGUUUGAUAAGUCGCAGCACCGGGGGUCUGCCUGAUACAAGUAUGUCAGUAUGCGUAGAUACUGAAGAGCAAGAUGACGAAGUUUCCAGACUUGUUACCUUCUGGAUGAAUAAGACUGCCAAGUUAGACACUAAGGUUAAGAAAAACAUUAAGAGAUACCUGUUUCCGUUAAAACCAAGAAAUGGAAAUAUCAAUGAGAGUUUGGGAGCAGAUUCGGGAAUACACUCAUCCAAGGAGGGAGAUUACAUACCACCGACAGCAAUGCUUCUUGAUAGCAAUGGUUAGCAAGCUCAAGAUUCUUGUGGAAUCUUAAACUAGGGUUACACCAAAAUCGAAUUCUUCCGAUUAAAUUGCCUCUUUCGGAUGGUUUCGGUUGAUUUCCGUAUUUUCUCGCAUUCGCGGAGGGAGACCAGAAUACUUCCGAAACCACCCGACAACGUGUAUUCGGAUGAUUAAAAUCGAUUAAUUCCGAAAUAUGACAAACCUGGGCAACCAAUAAAGAGAAAAACAAAAUGCUACGAUCAACAUGAUUAAGAACAAACUGGCAAUCUCUGUGUACAUGUAUGCAUAUAUGCAUGUGCAGCCAUCAGUGUUUUUACACGUUUUAUGGGGGAGGAGUGCAACAUUAAUUUUGAUUUAUCAAAGCGUACAUAAAAAAAUCCUCUCAUUUGAAAUAGUUAUUUUUUUAAACACGUGAACACGUUGGUAUCAAUAAUGCAUAAAGAAUUUUCAUUUAUUUGAUGAGAGAUAACACAGCGAUGUAUAUAGAAAUACCUUGGACAAAGGACGUGCCGGGAAUUGAACCCUUGACCUUCCUGGUGCAGUUGGGUACCCUAGACCACUGGGCCACGGCACCUUAUGUAUAUAAAUUAUGUAUAUAAUUCGAUGUAAAUAGAAAUCUACAUUUCGAAGUUUUGCAUCAUUUCGGUGGCAGUUCCAUGAAUGUCCAGAUGAAUAUGCCAUGAGCUAAUACCUACUUAUUUUAUUAUAUGAACUAAUAAUUUUUCAUAUUUUGUCCAGAGUAAGAAAUGGAAUGAUAACUGAUUCAAUGUGUGAUUUAAUGUGUGAUUUAAUUGCUGCAACUUAUUUUUCACAAGGGAGUUAUAUUUUAGCAUGGACCUAUUAUUUGUAAUAGGUCCAUGAUUUUAGAGACACUUAGAGACACAAAAUAUUGAUAUCAUGUAAUAACUUGAAAAGGGGAACGUGGGGACAUGAAAUCGUCACAUCUACUGUAUAUUCCUGAUAUCACAGAAUAUUGUUUAGAUCUAAAAUAAUUGGGAAUAACUUCAAUAUUUGUUUCAUCUUUAAACAAAGUAUUCAUGAGGUUUUGCAAAGACGCGAAUGCGCUCAAAACAGCAAAGUCCAACAUUUGCACUAUUGCUGCAUAAAAUACGAAUGCUGGACUUUGCCAUUUUUUUACAUUCGUCUCGUCUUGUACAAUUAAAGUUCAAAUUGAUACCCCACCCCUUCCCCCGAAACGUUACCCCCUCUCUCGAAUGAAAUAGGUUUGCUGUUUGAUUUUUUUUUAUACGAUUUGUUAUCUAUUUUCUGUUCGUCUUCCUAUGUUUUGUGCUGAUUACUUUUAUUUCCGUAAUUCAUGUAUAUAGUGAUGUUGUUUACAUUCUGCUUGAAACAUUCAUUCUUGGUUCUUUUAACCUUAUACAUGUAUGUGUCAAUGUUAAUGUUAUUAUCUGUUAGACCACCACAGAAAACCAACAUGACCGUGCCAGCCAAGCUGAAUAUGGGCAAUCCACCGAUUUUAUAUCUAUUGUGCAUAUGAUUUUUAAUACGGAAAUAAAUACUACUACUGCUAAAACUUCUACUUUACUACUACUACUAUUACUACUAUUACUACUACUACUACUACUACUACUACUUAUAUUAUUAUUAUUACUACUACUGCUACUACUACCACUUCUAGUUCCUGCUACUCCUCAUCCUACUACUAUUACUACUACUGCUACUACUGCUACUACUACUACUACUACUACUACUACUACUACUACUACUACUAUAACUACCACUACUACUACUAUUGCUCCUAUAACCACCACUACCACCACUUCAUACUACUACUACUACUACUACUACUACUACUACUACUACUACUUCUACUGCAACUGCACUACUAAUACUACUACUACUACUACUACUAUUAGACCUACUACUACUACUAGAACUUUUACGUUACUACAACCAUUACUACUACUACUACUACUACUUCUUCUUCUACUACUACUACUACUACUUUUACUUCUACUACUACUACUACUACUAGAAUGUCUACUUUACUACUACUACUACUACUACUACUACUACUACUACUACUACUACUACUACUACUACUACUGCUACUACUACUACUACUACUACUACUGACCUAUAUAGCCUUUAUGGCAUUGCAUAUAAUACAUUAUCUUUCUGGAAUCUCUAUCACUGGAUUGACUGUGGCAUAAACAUUUUUUAAUAUAUGUAAUCGAACAUUACGUAUUUGUAUCAAAUAUGACAAUCAUGGAGGUUUAUAAUUAUGAAGUAUUUUUACAUACAUUUUAUUGCUGUAUUAUUUUUCACCACAUUUGACCAAAACAUGAAUACAUAGUAUGUAGCUUUGAAAUAUUGUUGAUGGGCUGAGUCCUUUAAAUAACAUUGUACAUAAUUUAUUCAUUGGAGUAGAUGUAAGAGUGUAUAUUUUGUUUACGACUAAUGUGAUUAGAAUUUAUGCUUAGAGUACCAUUUUGCUAUCAAAGGCAAAACAUAAAUAUCUCUGCUAAGCUAUGGACAGUACUAAAAACCUUGACAACUAAAUUUGCCACAGGUCAGUUCAUUGUAGAUAUAAAUCAAGUGACUGACACCCUUGACAUGGCUACUGGAUUCAACAACUACUUUGCAUCUGUAGGUGCCAAUUAGGCUUCGAAUUUUACCAAAGGGAUGGAAAGUACUACCAACGAGAAACUUACCGAUAUAUGCCUAAUGGAGAUAAGCCUAUACCUGGUACUAUAGGUUUGUCUUUGAACAUACCGAGGUACUAAAUGUAUCAAUUAUCAAAUGUCGAAGAAACUCCAAACAGCCAAAGCAAAGGGAUUAGAUGGUCUACAUAAUGUGCUUCUUAAAGCAGCCUCUCCUAUGAUUUGUACUCGCCUCACUUCACUCUUUAACCGCUCACUGGUUUCUGGAUUCAUCCCCGAUGAUUGAAAACAUACCAAAGUCAUCCUGAUUUACAAGGGGGGGGGGGGGGGGUGAGAAACAUGACCCUAAUAGUUAUAGACCUAUAUCUAUUAUCCGUGUGGUUAUGAAGUUUUUUCGAAAGAUUAGUCCACACCGAGGUUCAAGGCUACUUUUUAGAACAUAAUUUACUAGCCAGUGAACAGGUAAACAGUCUAGUUUUCAGAAGAACCAUUCAACAAGCACGGUUAUUAGCUAUUUAAUUGAUCAUCUGUACAAGCAAAUGGAUCAUGGUCGAAUGGCGGGAGUUGUGUUUUCAGACCUCAAAAAGGCGUUUGACUCAGUCGACCGUGAUCUAUUGCUUCGCAAGCUUACCAUGUAUGGAAUUCCUGGGGCAGAGUUUAAUUGAGAACUACCUAGAACAUCGUUUACAGUGUAUCUCUGUAAAAGCAUCUUCCUCCGAAUUAAUAAAAAAAGGACAAGCAAGAGUGCCUCAAGGCUCAAUCUUUGGGGCCUCUCCUGUUCAUUAUAAUGGUGAAUGACAUGCCCAAUUUUCUGAAGAAAAUAUAAGAUCAUGCUCUAUGCUGACGACACUGCAUUAAUGUUCAUCGCUAAAUGUGCUGACGAAAUUCAAAUAUAAAUCAAUGCAGAUCUACAGAGAUUAAAUCCAUGGCUAAUAUCAAAUCGACUUACACUAAACCCUGAAAAGUCGAAAUUCAUGUUUAAUUUGGUACCUCCAACAAAUUACAAAAUGCAAAGCCCUUACAUGUGAAAGUUGAUAAUCACGUCUUUAAAAGAGUUCCAAAUUUCAUAUACUAGGGCACGUGGGUGGACCGUGGAUGAGUCGCCCACCUGGCAAAAGCAAGUUGAUGCAAUGAGCAAAAAAAAAAAAAAAAAUGGCCCACGCAUUGCCUUAUUAAGUAGACUGGGAAAGUACUUAACUAUCGAUAGUGCCAAACUUUUAGCUAAUGCCUUGAUAACGCAUUAUUUUUACUACUGUAGCCCUUCCUGGGUUAAAUGUUCACCAUACAUACAUAAUUUUCUCAUUACCCAUGGUAAAAGUUUUAUGCAACGGGUCCCAUAUGUGUUGUAAUUAAUGUGUUCUUAUGAUUGUUUAUGUAUUCUGCAGGGCCCUGGUUGACAACAGUGUUUCAGUCACUGAACAGGAAUCCCUGGGUAAAGAAUAAUAAAAUACAAUCAAUAAAUUAAAGGGCAUAUUUUGACAUAUGAAAAAGUCUACGGGGCGCUUGUGCUAUGAACAUGCAUUUUAAUAUCAUGAUUAAUAUGUACAUGUAUAGUUCUUUACUAUAUUUCUUCAUGUAUUUUUUUUUUCAAAUAUUAUCAUGCGCGUGUACAUUUUAUUCUUAGAAGUAAAUUCUUCGCAAAGUUGUAUAAUAUGUUUUCGAGGUAUUUUCAUUGUUUUAAGAAGUAUAUUGUUUGCUAAGCUUCAUGCAUGUUUUAAAUAAAGAUUUUGAAAUUGUUUGGGCUGAAGGC